Marmota monax (woodchuck) is the source of this 1552-nucleotide messenger RNA. RefSeq names its product transmembrane protein 276 (gene Tmem276). The transcript has 2 exons. The coding region runs from base 681 to 1259 and encodes 192 amino acids. Lineage: Eukaryota; Metazoa; Chordata; Mammalia; Rodentia; Sciuridae. The record is from RefSeq and is a predicted model, not a curated record.
UCCGCUAGGCGAGCUCCUUCCAAAUGCCAGCGCCCACAAACUAGCCCAGGCCGAGCUCCUGAUGCUGGUGCCGACCUCGCGCCUUCGAGUCCUCCUAGAGCCUUCGACCGACCCCCUCAGGCCCCGCCCCGGCCUCUCUAGCCUCGACUCCUCUCGCUGGUGGCGGCGCUCGGCCGCGCUCGCCUGGGCCUCCGGAGGCCACCCGAGGCGGCGGGGCCGACCGCUGUGGACCUGCCAGGGCCUCUGGCUCGCCGCCGUCAAGAACUGCGAACGGCUGGCGGCCCACAGAUCUGCGCCGUGGGUCCUUCCGGGCCGGGUGUCGAGGACGGCGCUUCCCUGAGUGCUGGGAUAGGCCCAGGCCGCCACAAGGGCCUGCGUGCCCCGCCGCUCGGUCUCCCCCGCGUCCUGCACCUACUUGAGCUCAUGCUCGCCCUGCCCAGCUCCCGAGUUUUGUUCCCGCUGUUUCCAGUCUAAUUAGUCUUUUAGCACAGGUGUUUCCAGUGGCCUUGGGACUCUGGCAAAUUUAGAACUGUACCUAUUCUAUCAUCUAGUCAUGGGACCCUGGAACCUGGGGUUCCCGCAGAGCUGCCGUUAGGGCUCCAGGUCCCUGACUUCUGUUACUCCACUCCAAGUUAAAACUCUCUUUCCUGUCUCCUCAAACUCAUUACUGCCCAAGUGCCAUGGCCCCCAAGCCCGGGAGUGAGUGGAGCACAGUCCUGUCCCACCUGGUGCUGGGAAUGGUGUCUCUUCAUGGAGCGGUGAGUUCUGCGCAGUCAAGUCGAGGGGCUGCUGCUGGUUUCCUGCUCCAGGCUUUGGCUGCUGCCUCCAUGCUGGUCCCAGGGCUGGGCACACAUGAAGAUUGUCUCGCUGGAGCCUGGGUGACCACAGUCAUCGGCCUGCCCCUUCUGGCUUUCGACUUCCACUGGGUGAACGGGGACCGCUCCUCUGCUAACCUACUCCUGGGCGGAGGCAUGGUGCUGGCAGUGGCUGGUGAUCACCUUGGCCCUGAAGGCUGCUCUGUGGCUGGUCAGGCAGUACUGCUGGUGGUCGCAGUGACCAUCCUCAUUGUGGCUAUUUUCACAGCCAACACUUAUGGGAUGUGGGGGGGUGCCAUGCUAGGUGUAGCAGGCCUCCUGAGCCGACUGGAGGAGGAGAGGCUGCUGCUGCUGCCGAAGGAGGAUGUCUGUCGCUGGGCCCUGGCUGCAGGCAGUUGGGCCUAUUGCCGGGCCCUGCACACACAGCGCCUGCAGUGGGAAUGACAGUUGCACACAGCAAGGCUGAGCUUCUCCCUUGGCUACCACCUUCCUUUCCACCAGCCUGCUCCUGGAGCUUCCUCCCCUAGGAAUAGGCUUUCCCUCCUCCUACAGUGGGCUUGCUGCAGGUUGACUGAUCAGGAAUGGAGCUUAGGUGCUGUCUCUUCUCCAGUCACUGUAGGAACUUGCCUAGACCAGAAUGAAAGGGCCAGGGUCCCAGGCAUUUUGGGGGCCUCCUUCUGGGAAAGACAUAGUUGUGGGUUCAGAGACUUGAUCUCCAAUAAACCUUAGGAAUUCUA